CUGCCCGCCCGCGGGAUGCUGGCGCUGAGCGCCGCCCGCCGCCUGCUUCGCCCGCCCGGGGACCUGCUGCCGCCGCCGGGGCUCGCCUGCAUGUGGGCGGCCGGUGCCCGCGGCUGCAGCGGGGCCGGCGCCGGCUCGCCGAACCCGGUGGUGUACUUGGAAGUGGGCGCUGACAACCAGCCGCUGGGACGCGUCGUGCUGGAGCUGAAAGCUGACGUGGUCCCAAAGACAGCAGAAAACUUCAGAGCUCUUUGUACUGGUGAGAAAGGAUUUGGGUAUAAAGGAUCCACUUUUCACAGAGUGAUUCCUUCAUUUAUGUGCCAGGGUGGUGACUUUACAAAUCAUAAUGGAACUGGUGGAAAAUCCAUUUAUGGCAGUAGAUUUCCAGAUGAAAAUUUCAUACUUAAGCAUGUAGGACCUGGUGUUCUUUCAAUGGCCAAUGCAGGACCCAACACAAACGGAUCCCAGUUCUUCAUUUGCACUGCAAAAACUGACUGGCUAGAUGGAAAGCACGUUGUUUUUGGGCAUGUAAAGGAAGGAAUGGAUGUAGUGAAAAAAAUCGAGAGCUUUGGUUCCAAGAGUGGAAAGCCUUCCAAAAAGAUUGUCAUUACUGACUGUGGCCAGCUGUCCUAACCUUUUGCCCUGCCCUUCAUGACUACUGAGAUGCUGUGAAAAAUGAAUCAUAAAAACACCCAAACAUUUCUUAUCUCACAAGUAGCACCUAUGGAACCAUGUUUUUUAUUUAACUUGGUCCAGUUUUUAUACUUAUAUUGCAUAAUAUUGAUUGAAAUAAUAACUGAAGCAUGUUGUAACUGCACCACCUGGUAGUCACACUGGUUUGGUAGAGUUCUCUUGUGUUUUGCAAGAAGUGCUAAAGUCACCCAAGGUGUAUCUGACUCUAGUGUUGAUACUGUCAUUAGUAUUUGGAUGUUUGAGGUGUUAGAAUGGGUGGUGGAGUUGACCGCAGGGGUUCUGCAGUUGUGGGUUAGGUAUAAAUUGAGAAGUGCUGUGUUUUCUUUGGUGCUAAUAAGUGCUUAUUCUGUUGUUCGUCUUGCCAUUUUGAAGCAAUGCUACUGACCAGUGCUCUCAAGGCUGUCUGCAACAACCCUGGCAUUUUCUUUGUGUCUCAGAUAAAUUCUAUCCAAUAGAUUUAAUGAGCAACUGUGGGUUUCUUAAAAAUUAAUUCUGGUUUAGUCUUCUUAUAGUCUCAGACUGCUUUUUAAAAGUAAACCCUACCUUACCUGCUUGAGUGGAGCGAUUUGACUUUUGGAUUAAGCAAAUUGCUUUAGGUUGAGUUAGGCUACUACUGAAGCUCUACCUGGCAAUAAGACCUCACC
Messenger RNA from Hirundo rustica (Barn swallow), 1337 nucleotides. RefSeq names its product peptidylprolyl isomerase F (gene PPIF). Gene Ontology annotation, biological process: regulation of mitochondrial membrane permeability involved in programmed necrotic cell death; cellular response to hydrogen peroxide; protein peptidyl-prolyl isomerization. Gene Ontology annotation, molecular function: peptidyl-prolyl cis-trans isomerase activity. NCBI's taxonomy places the organism in Eukaryota, Metazoa, Chordata, Aves, Passeriformes, Hirundinidae. The transcript has 6 exons. Gene Ontology annotation, cellular component: mitochondrion. The coding region runs from base 16 to 633 and encodes 205 amino acids. The record is from RefSeq and is a predicted model, not a curated record.